Messenger RNA from Solanum tuberosum (potato), 3189 nucleotides. Its product is annotated as transcription factor GTE4-like. Gene Ontology annotation, molecular function: protein binding. The record is from RefSeq and is a predicted model, not a curated record. The coding region runs from base 402 to 2627 and encodes 741 amino acids. The transcript is spliced from 5 exons. Lineage: Eukaryota; Viridiplantae; Streptophyta; Magnoliopsida; Solanales; Solanaceae.
GAUCGAGGACACUUUCUCUCAAUUGCUUUACCUCUUUUUCCCCGAAAAAAAUAAAAUCUCCAAUCUCACUCCCCAAAUUCACAAAAUCCUCAAAAUUUAGUUUUCUUAUUUUCCCAAUAGAUCCUUCAACUUUUCGUAAUUUUUGUUUUUGUCUCUCUAUUCGGAAAAACCCUAGUUCCCUACUUCAUCCAUUUCCCCUGAAAAUAUCGAUUCCGAUCCAGCUAAGGUUUCCAGUUUUUCUUUUCAAAUUCAUGGGGUUUUAGGGUUUUAGGAGGAAAGUUUCAAUUUUUCGGCUUUUCCAAUCCCAGUUGUUGUGUUUUGUGCUUUGUGUUUCGCUUGUUUUAGGGUUAGGGUUUAGUUUCUUCAUCCCUUUUGGUUGUUGUUGGGUUGUGAUUACAUGUAUGGAUUCAGAUGCAAACGAUUUGAAUUCAAGAAAUAGGUUGCGUUGGGGCGAUAAUUACAAAGUUUAUACCCGGAAGCGCCGUAGAACCCUAGAGAAUACUAGUACUGACGUUGUUCCGGCCGCCACAGCCACCGUUAGCUCAGCCGCAGCUGCACCGGAGGUUUCGAACAGCGGGAGGGAUACGAACGAGAAUGAUGAUGUGCCGGAGCCGUCUUUGCAAACCCAAUUUCGGGAUUGUUCGACUCUUAAAGGGGGGACAGGGGGUGAGCAAGUAGCUGUGAGUAAUGGUGGGGAAGUGCGGGAAUUGACGGAAGAUUCAUGUGGUAGAGAUGAACCUAGAGAUGGAGGUGUCGGACCACUGGUGGAGCAUAGAGAUGGGGAAUCGGCUGAGGGUUCAUGUGGUAGAGAUGUACCUGAAGUUGGCCGGGGCAUUGACACUGGUGCAGCGGUGGUGGUGUCUAGUGGUGGAGAAGUCCCAGAAGGCAGCAGCGGAAGUCAGCCAGCAAUGCAGAAUCAUAGAAAUGAACCACAAAGUGACAAUCUUGAAAUGGAGAAUGGGUAUGGUAAGCCGGUUAUUUCAAGAAUUAAAGAUAGAAUUAGGAUUAAUUUAACUGGAGUGAGGUCCAGCGAUGAGAUUAGAGAGCUCGGUAUGAGCCUAGAGAGUGAGCUUGAUCAAGUUAGGGGCUUGGUAAAGCAGCUUGAAGCUAAACAGCUUCAGCUGACAACAUAUAGGACUAGUAUAAAUGGUGGUAAUAUUAAUGCUGGUAGUGUUACUACUUUCCCUGGUAGUAUUACUACUGUCCCUGGUGGUUCUAUUAGCUCUUACAGUCAUCCACAGUAUAUGGAUGAUGGUGUGAUCAAGAAUAGGUCUUUAGCGCGAAUGAAUUCAGAGGUGCGUUCUGCUGGGCACAUUGGAUCAAGACCAUUCCAGCGACCUAAUUUUCUGAUUGUGGAAAACAGCAAUGGUUCUACUGACUUUGUGGAGAAGGAGAAGAGGACCCCAAAGGCUAAUCAGUUUUACAGGAAUUCCGAGUUCCUCCUUGGUAAGGAUAGACUGCCACCUGAAAGCAAUAAAAGACUGAAGACUAAUGGCUCUGGGAAGAAGCACAGUGCCAAUUCAGAGAAUGGGUUUGGGCUUGAUAAGCAUAGACUUCAGGUUUUUAGGAAUUGUAGCAGCUUGCUUCAGAGGUUAAUGAAACACAAGCACGGUUGGGUGUUUAAUGAGCCAGUGAACGUGAAAUCACUUGGGCUACAUGAUUAUCACGACAUCAUUAAGCAUCCUAUGGAUUUGGGCACCAUUAAGACUAGGUUAUCUGAGGAUUGGUACAAGUCUCCAAUGGAAUUUGCGGAGGAUGUACGACUUGUCUUUCGUAAUGCCAUGACUUAUAAUCCUAGAGGGCAAGAUGUACAUGUUAUGGCUGAACAGUUAUCAGAGAUUUUCGAAGAGAGAUGGGCAGUUAUAGAGGCUGAGUACAAUUCAGAUUGGAGGUACCAAACGUAUCAUGAUGUUGGUGCUCCCACUCCCACCUCAAGAAUGACCUCUUAUGCUCCUCCUUUUCUCCACACCCCAGUGUCUUCUCGUUCUCUUGCUCCACAUGCCCGUCAACUGCAUCCUUUGGAUAGAUCUGAGUCAAUGACUAGGCCAGUUAAUCCCAAGAUGAAGACUUCAAAUAUAGCUCAUGUUACUAGGACACCAGUUCCUAAGAAACCGAAGGCAAAAGAUCUCAAUAAGAGAGACAUGACGUAUGAGGAAAAGCAGAAGCUUAGCACUAAUCUUCAGAAUUUACCUUCAGAAAAGCUUGAUGCAAUUGUUCAGAUAAUUAAGAAGAGGAACACUGCACUUAGUCAAGACAACGAUGAGAUUGAAGUAGAUAUAGAUAGUGUUGAUGCAGAAACACUCUGGGAGCUUGAUAGAUUUGUAACAAAUUUCAAAAAGAGUUUUAGCAAGUACAAGAGAAAAGCUGAACUUCUUCGAGCCAGGGAAGGAGCUGCUCAGACUGCUCGAAAUGUGAACCCUACAUCAAUGGUUGCUGAUGCACUGAAAGAAAAUGGAACUGGUGAAAAAGAUACAACUCCUGCUACCCUUGAAGGUGGAAGACCAGCGGAUAGUGCAAGUAGCAGCUCAAGUAGUUCCAGCAGUGAUUCAGGCUCAUCCUCUAGUGAUUCUGAUAGUGAUAGUUCUUCGGCAUCUGGAUCAGAGGCGGCGCAAUCACCUAGAACAUGACAAGCUCUUGAUGAAAUUUUGAUUAUGAAUGCAUUGGAGCAGGCGCCUGUUCAAACACUCGUCUGAAAGACGUCUUGUGGCUCUUGCAUGAUAAAUUUCUUUCAAGAACUUCAAGUAUGGGAGGAAGUCCUAGUGAUUCUGGGAGCAUGUUAGCUGUUGGCUCUCACAUUCUUCUCGUCAUAGGUGGUUAUGGUGGUAGUGUGAGAUAUUUAACACCUGUUUGUUGAAUUAAAAUCUUGUGCUGAAAAAAUCUAUUUUUUCAGUAUCAUUGUCAACAAUUUGGCAGGAUCACGCAAGGUCCUGCAGCUGUAACCUGGUGUACAAAGAGCAUAAUAGGCUGAUGUGUAUUGUUUGUUUGCUUUGGGAGUAUUUAUUGCAUUGUAAUAUCCCCAUCAGGAAUUUAAAUGGAAAUAACAGUAGGGUGUACAUAUUUUCUCAAUUCUUGUCUGGCGGCAAGUUUUUAACUUUUAAGCAUCGAUGGGAGAUUUUUCUCGAUGUAUUUGCGUGUUUUGAGCUCUUAUAAACUUGCUGCGUACUUGUGAAGUUGGGUUUCUCCUGGUUC